This is a messenger RNA of Cucurbita maxima (winter squash), 2903 nucleotides long. RefSeq names its product probable serine/threonine-protein kinase mps1. The coding region runs from base 169 to 2628 and encodes 819 amino acids. Gene Ontology annotation, molecular function: protein serine/threonine/tyrosine kinase activity; ATP binding; protein serine/threonine kinase activity. Gene Ontology annotation, biological process: chromosome segregation; peptidyl-serine phosphorylation; mitotic spindle assembly checkpoint signaling. The record is from RefSeq and is a predicted model, not a curated record. Lineage: Eukaryota; Viridiplantae; Streptophyta; Magnoliopsida; Cucurbitales; Cucurbitaceae. The transcript has 6 exons. Gene Ontology annotation, cellular component: nucleus; kinetochore; spindle.
AUCCUUUCAAAAAUCACUGUUUCCCUCUCUUUCCCUCUCUUUCCCUCCCUCUGUAACUCGCACCAAUAUCUGGAUCGAGAUGGUUCGGAGCCGAAGUAUCUAUAAUUAGAACACUUCCCUCAUCGUUCUUCUCUUUUCACUAUCCAGAAAUGCCGUUCGGAGCCGACCAUGGACAGGGAGGCUAACCUUCCGGUCCCGCUCGCACUUGAGAAGAAAGUGAGCCGUCAGACAAACUCAGAAACUACAACCUCGUCUUCCUCCUCCUCAUCGCCGGACUUCCUUCGGCAUGUUCAAGCCGCCUUCAAGCGCCAUCAACUACUUGGAAUUUCAGGUGUGACGCAAUCAAAUAGUUUAAGACCCAGGCGCUUGUUAGUUCCCCAAAGAGAGGUGUCAAGGAACCCACGUUCGGAGGCCAGGCUUGCAGAAAGUGUGAGUCGAGAUCAUGCAGUGAAGGAUUUGAUUGAACAGACGAAGAGUACAAUGACUAUUAUUGGUGAAACUCAAGAUGAAUCAAUAACGCGGCCUUCCAUGUCAGGCCUGAUGACCAAAAGCUUUGAUGGAAGCUUCAUAUCUGAUGCCCACAGAGAUGAACUUGUACGUGGUGUUGGUUGUCAAUCAAGGAGCACAUCAUCCGCUUUAAAUACAGGAUCCCAGCAUGUUGAUGGUCAGAAAAUGGUUCGGUUUUCUGUUAAAACCAACAAGAUAUAUCAGGAGAUGGAUUGGAUGGCCGGCCGCCAAGGAGAAGCUUAUAGUGUCAUCAAUCAUGGUGAAUGUAAGCACCGAAGUUUCCCAAACACAGAGACAGAUAUGAACGUGAAGAACAAUGGUGGGGUUUCAAUGUUGGCACAAAAAACGCCAGCUGUGGAAGAAAAACUCAAGCGAUUUGAAGACUUUUUGACUCAACCAGUUAGUCAACCUUCAUUUGAUCCACAUUGUGCAACCACCACGUCUGUUCACUCAAAUUCAGUGCUUAUGCUUAAUUCAACGACCUAUAGCUCUCAUUUGCAUCAAGAAAGUGGUGGUAGUAUUGCUACCGAACCUUUGAGUGACUUUAAUGCAAAUAUUCAACAUGAAGCUAAAAGAAGUGUGUUGCCAACAUCAGGAUCUUCUCUAAAGGACAUUACGGACGAGGUCAAGAAUGGUAAAGGCAAUGAUGCCCUACAUGCUCAGGGUCUUACUGCUAAUACAGAAAAUGUUAGAAGCAACUAUGACAUCUCUAAGGAUCAGAGGGAAAAGUUAGCUAGAGAUAGUGAUAUUUCGAAACAUUCUUUGCAACACGAUGAUAAAUCAUAUGAAGGCAAAUGUUUCAUAGGGGACGCCACUGACACAAAGUCCAAGGCCCAAGUACACAGAAAGGCAGUUUCGGAUGUGAAUUUGAACCCCUCUGAUUCAGAAAAACAAGAAAAAGUGGCAAGUGGGAAGAACACAUCAACAACUCGUAAAAGGAAUUAUGAUCCAGACAUGUUUUUUAAGGUUAAUGGAAAGCUUUAUCAAAGACUUGGCAAGAUAGGCAGUGGAGGAAGCAGUGAGGUUCACAAAGUUAUCUCAUCAGAUUGCACGAUAUAUGCACUUAAGAAAAUUAAACUAAAAGGUCGUGAUUAUACCACUGCUUAUGGGUUCUGUCAGGAGAUUGUGUAUUUAAAUAAGUUGAAAGGAAAGAAUAACAUUAUACAACUUGUAGAUUAUGAGGUAACAGAUAGGACUUUACUUCAGGAUGUGUUGAAUGGCUCCACGAAUCAUAAAGAUGCUAGGGUUAAGGAUGAUGGAUAUAUAUACAUGGUGCUAGAGUAUGGCGAAGUUGAUUUGGCUCACAUGCUCUCACAGAAAUGGAAGGAAAUUGACGGCUCCGAUCAGAUAAUAGAUGAAAAUUGGCUUCGAUUCUAUUGGCAGCAAAUUCUUCAAGCUGUAAACACCAUACACGAGGAACGCAUUGUUCACUCUGAUUUGAAGCCCGCAAAUUUCCUUCUCGUCAAAGGCUCGUUAAAACUAAUUGACUUUGGUAUUGCAAAAGCCAUAAUGAGUGAUACUACUCAUAUCCAAAGGGAUUCACAGGUGGGUACACUGAGUUACAUGUCACCCGAGGCAUUUAUGUGCAAUGAGAAAGAUGCAAAUGGAAACACCAUCAAGUGUGGUCGAUCAUCUGAUAUUUGGUCCCUUGGCUGCAUUCUUUAUCAAAUGGUUUAUGGAAGGACCCCCUUCUCCGAGUAUAAGACAUUCUGGUCGAAGUUUAAAGUCACUACAGACCCAAAUCAUAAGAUUAAAUAUGAACCCGUUGGCAACCAUUGGCUUCUUGAUCUUAUGAAGAAGUGCCUUGCAUGGGACCGCCAUGAGAGGUGGAGAAUUCCUCAGUUACUUCAACAUCCUUUCCUCGUACCCCCAGUCUCCCCACACCUAUCCUUAUCUCAAGACCAGAGUUCCAAACUUCUGCAACUUAUUGCCGAAUCUUGUGAAGGUGAUCAGGAAGCUUCGUCUCUGCGUUCUCAGCUUCAACUUCUCCUCAACUCUGUGCAGCCGAUUACAUCUCUGUUAAUAACUUCUAAAGACAAUCAAAGUGAGCUGUUUUCCAAAUCGUCAAAGAACUAUUUUCUGCUCUACAAGGAUGUGGCAUCACAGAAGGAUGAAAGGUGAAAGUCCUGCUUUUGUUUCUCGUUCAAGGAGUGGUUUCGAGUUAUCUUCAGCAUGAAACGUGGGAUUCGAUCUUUGAGUAGCUGGUGAUGGAUAGAAUAUGAGGCUUCUCCUUAGUAGAUGUUGCUUUUGCCUCUCCAGGUUCGGUGCACUAGAGCAACUAAUUUACUUAUCGGAUGCUGGAUGAUCAACUUAUUGCCUGUAGCAUUUGCCAAUAUUAGUUUACAAUAUAAAUUGUUCGAGAGCUUUGACGAUGUAAAUAUGUUUGUGGUUAUGUU